Molecule: messenger RNA, 568 nt
Organism: Carlito syrichta (Philippine tarsier)
Lineage: Eukaryota; Metazoa; Chordata; Mammalia; Primates; Tarsiidae
Product: protein FAM186A-like
Exons: 3
Source: RefSeq, a predicted model, not a curated record
GGUCAGUAAUCAAUCUAAUUCUUGCUUUUUUUCAAGAAACAACUUAAUCAAACGAUUAAAAGCCAUCCAAAAUACUGGGAAAGGUUAUGAGACCCAAAACCUCUACAUAAUGCUGAACAGACUUGAUGACUACCAGAAAAAGGUGAUGGGGGUCUGGACUGAAAAGCAGAAAUCUCUAGAGCAGAAACGGAUUCAGUGCUUGAGGAAAAUGGUGUCCUUAUUUGUCCAGCUCAAAGAGAUAUAUAAAUUGAAUCUUAGUCAACCUAUCACCUUGAUCAUCAGCAAAAAGCAGAUACCUGUCUCUACCAAAUUUGUUCAAUGGCCGUUCUUAGAGUUACUAGUAGAAGAGGACAGAAAAUCUGACAUACUCAAGAAACGGAGACAAGAGGACCAGGUAGAGGCCAUCUGGAAUGUUGAUCUGUCCACUUCAAGCUACCCAAUAGCAGAGAAGACACCCAUGCACUCACUCUGGGCCCAGCUUGGUGGGUACCCAGAUAUUCCUCGGCUGCUUCAGUUAGACAUUCAGUCUACCCUCAGGAAAUCUCUUGACUCACUUCAAUCACGGUAA